Molecule: messenger RNA, 8499 nt
Organism: Myotis lucifugus (little brown bat)
Lineage: Eukaryota; Metazoa; Chordata; Mammalia; Chiroptera; Vespertilionidae
Gene: CR1
Product: complement C3b/C4b receptor 1 (Knops blood group)
Exons: 53
Coding region: 1-8499 (2832 amino acids)
Source: RefSeq, a predicted model, not a curated record
AUGAUAUCUGUGGAAAAUAGAAAAAUUCAGGUGGUUGCAGUACGAGGUAAAUCAUGUGUGAGUCCUGGAGAACUCCUCUAUGGCUCUGUCCACACACCCAAUGGUAUCGUGUUUGAGUCAACAAUUACAUUUUCUUGUAAUGAAGGAUAUCGACUCAUUGGUGAAUCAUCUGCUACAUGUGUUAUCUCACCCGACAAUGUUGUAACCUGGAAUAGGGACAUGCCUGUUUGUGAAUCUAUUCCUUGUAAGUCACCCCCAACCAUCUCCAAUGGGACAUUUGAUGGCAGCACUACAGAUAACUUUUACUAUGGAAUGGUGGUGACUUAUAGGUGCCAUGUUGGACCGAAUGGGAAAAAGCUCUUUGACCUCGUGGGUGAGAAGUCAAUAUCUUGCACCAGCAAAGACAAUCAAGUUGGCACCUGGAGCGGCCCUCCUCCUCAGUGUAUUAAGUUAGUCAAAUGCCCAUUUCCAAAAGUUGAAAAUGGAAUUAUGGAAUCUGGAUUUAGUCGUUCCUUUUCCUUAAAUGAUACUGUGAUGUUUAAGUGUAAGCCUGGCUUUACCAUGAAAGGCAGCAACAAGGCAUGGUGCCAACCAAACAAUAAAUGGGACCCUCCACUGCCGCAUUGCUUGAAGGGGUGUCUACCACCUCCACAUAUCCACCACGGUACUUAUAACAAAAUGGAUAAGGAAUUCUUUGAAACUGAAGAGAAAGUGUCCUACAGCUGUGAGCCUGGCUACACUCUCAUUGGCACUAACCCUAUAUGGUGUACAUCCUUGGGAACCUGGAGCCAGACAGCCCCCAAUUGUGAAGUGAAAUCAUGUGAUGCCAUCCCAAACCAACUUCUCAAUGGCCAGGUGGUGGCUCCUCCUAAUCUCCAGCUGGGGGCAGAGGUUUCUUUUGUUUGUGAUGAGGGGUACCGUUUAAAUGGCAAAUCUUCUAGUCAGUGUGUCUCUGAAGGAAUGAGAGUACUCUGGAAUAAUAAGUUUCCUGUCUGUGAACGGAUUCUUUGUGAUCCUCCUCCUCCUAUCCGAAAUGGUUGGAAUAGUUAUGCUUCUGGCCCCAUACCUCUUAACACUUUGGUGAGGUACACUUGUCCCCCUAGCUACCGCAUCAUUGGAGAAAAGAAUCUUUUUUGUAUAAGUAAAGACCAAGUGAAAGGAAUCUGGGAUAAACCUGCUCCUACAUGUGAAUAUUACAACAGAAGAUCUACUUGCUCUGAGCCUGUAGUACCAGGGGGACACAAAGAGAAAAGAUCUAGACCACCAUACAGACAUGGUGAUUCUGUGACCUUUACCUGUGAUGCCAACUUCACCAUGAAAGGAAACAAGACCGUUUGGUGCCAAGCAAAUAGAAGGUGGGGGCCGACACCACUACCAACCUGUGAGAGUGAUUUCCCCCGGGAGUGUCCACCACUUUCCAUGAUCCCCAAUGGACAUCACACAGCAGAGAAUGUCAGCCUCUUUGUCCCUGGACUGUCUGUGACUUACAGCUGUGAACCUGGCUAUUUGCUUGUUGGAGAAAAGACAAUCCGUUGUUUGUCUUCAGGAGACUGGAGUGCAGUCAUUCCACAAUGUAAAGAAAUCCUUUGCCUACCACCUCCUCCUAUUCUCAAUGGAAGGCAUACAGGCAACCCUUCAGUGAACGUUCCAUAUGGAAGCACAGUCACUUACACUUGUGACCCGGGCCCAGAGAGAGGAGUGGACUUCAUCCUGAUCGGGAAGGACACUCUCCGUUGCACCACUGAUAGUCAGAAGACUGGGAUCUGGAGUGGUCCUGCCCCGCGCUGCGAACUUUCUACUCCUGGAAUUCACUGUCCACCUCCCCAGAUCCUAAGAGGCCAAAUAUCAUCUGGGCAGAAAGAUCAAUAUUCAUAUAAUGACACUGUGGCAUUUGAUUGCUCGUUGGGCUUCACCUUGAAAGGUAGCAAGAGAAUAAGGUGCAGUGCCCAAGGCACAUGGGAGCCCUCUGCACCAGUCUGUGAAAAGGAGUGCCAAGCCCCUCCUGAAAUCCUCAAUGGGCAAAAGGAAGAUCGACACAGGAUGCGCUUUGAGCCUGGAACAUCCAUAAAAUACAGCUGUGACCCUGGCUAUGUGCUGGUGGGCAGGGAAUCCAUACAUUGCACCUCUGAGGGGGUGUGGAUUCCCACUAUCCCCAAAUGCAAAGUGGCAGAGUGUGAACCUAUAGGAAAGUAUCUCUACAAAAAACCCCAGAAUCGAGUGAUUAGACCAGAUGUUAAAUCUUCUUGCGAUGAAGGGUCCAGGUUAGGUGAGAGUGUUUAUCAGCUGUGUCAAGGCACCAUUCCUUGGUUUAUGGAGAUUCGUCUUUGUAUAGAUAUCACCUGCCCACGGCCCCCUGUUAUCGACAAUGGGGCACACACAGGGAGUUCCUCAGAAGACUUUCCAUAUGGAACCACAGUCACUUAUUCCUGUAACCCUGGGCCAGAGAAAGGCGUAGAAUUCAGCCUCAUCGGGGAGAGCACCAUCCGUUGUACAAAAGAUGGUCAGGAGAGGGGCAUCUGGAGUGGCCCUGCUCCUCUCUGUAAACUUUCCCUCCCUGCUGUUCAGUGCUCACAUGCCUACCUUGAAAAUGGAUACCAGAUAUCGGGCAAGGAAGCCCCAUAUGUCUACAACGACAGUGUGACAUUCAAGUGUGUUGAUGGAUUUACUUUGAAGGGCAGCAGUGAGAUUCGUUGCAAAGCCAAUGACACCUGGGAUCCUGAAAUACCCGUUUGUGAGAAAGACUGCCAGCCACCUUCGGGGCUGCACCACGGUCGGCAUACAGGCGGAAACAGGGUCCUCUUUGUCUCUGGGAUGACUGUAGACUACACCUGUGACCCUGGCUACUCGCUUGUGGGAAACAAAUCCAUUCACUGUAUGCCUUCCGGAAAUUGGAGUCCUUCUGCCCCUCGGUGUGAAGAAGCACCAUGUGAGCCUGCGGGAGAAGAUGUUCAAGAGCUUCUAGCUGAUUCGCGUGUGAUUCAGGUUAAUACAUCCUGUCAAGAUGGGUACCAGCUGACUGGGCAUACUUAUCAGAAGUGUGAAGAUGCUGAGACUGGGGUUUGGUUCCGAAGGAUUCCACUCUGUGAAGCUAUUCACUGUCCAUCUCCACCAGUGAUUGACAACGGGAGGCACACAGGUGUGAUGGCAAAACAGUUUCUUUAUGGAAUUGAAAUCUCUUAUGAAUGUGACCAAGGAUUCUCUCUUCGGGGAGAGAGAAACAUCCGAUGCAUAAGUGAUUCUGAAGGACAUGGAUCUUGGAGUGCACCUCCCCCACGGUGCUUUAAACCUCCUCCUGUGGCCCACUGCUCUCACCCAGAAGUCAAACAUGGAUACACGCUGAAUAAAACUCGUUCUUCAUAUUCCCACAAUGACAUUGUAUAUGUUGCCUGCAACCAGGGUUUCAUCAUGAAUGGCAGUGACUUGAUUAGGUGCCAUACCAAUAACAAAUGGGUGCCAGGUGUACCAACGUGUAUCAAAAAGGGCUCACUCACUCCUCUUGUUGGUGGCCUUUCUGUAGGUUUGCUAUUUCUUCUCUUCUUGACUGCUGUCACCUUAUACCUGAUACCCAAACACAGAAAACGCAAUUAUUAUACAAAUAAAAGCCCUACAGAAGGAGAUCUUCGCUUAGAAACACUAGAAGUAUAUUCUAUUGAUCCAUACAACCCAGAUAAGCAAGAUACAGAAAAACUGCUGUGGCAGUGGAGCAAGAAGAGUUUAUUUGCUGUUGGUCAAUGCCAAGCCCCACCAAGGUUUGCGUCUGCCAUGCCCACAAGAUGGACUGAUGAGGUUGAGUUUCCCAUUGGGACAUCUUUGAAGUAUAAAUGCCGCCCUGGUUACCAGGGGAGAGGUUUCUCUAUCACCUGUCUAAAAGACUCGGUCUGGUCAAGUCCUGGAAGCUGUACACGUAAAUCAUGUGGAACUCCUUCCGAACCCACAAAUGGCAAAAUGGAAAUAACUGGAGACGCCAAGUUUGGAUCAACUAUUAAUUAUUCUUGUAAUGAAGGAUACCAACUCAUUGGUGAAACUUCUAAUUUUUGUGGCAUCGUAGACAAUACUGUCGCCUGGCAAAAUCAAGUACCUGUUUGUAACAUUAUUCAAUGUAAGACACCACCAACCAUCACCAACGGAUAUUUCCUUGGCAACAGCGGAGACGAUUUUCCAUACGGAUUAGUGGUAACCUACCACUGCAAUGACAGAAAAGGAAGGGAAAAGUUUGAACUCGUGGGCGAGAAGUCAAUACAUUGCACCAGCAAAGAUCAAGUGGGCCUCUGGAGCGGCCCUGCCCCUCAGUGCAUCGUACCUAAUAAAUGCACGCCUCCGCACGUUGAAAAUGGAAUAAGGGAGUCUGAGAACAGAAGCUUGUUCUCCUUAAAUGACAUCGUGAGCUUUAGGUGUCAGCCUGGCUUUGUCAUGAAAGGCCCCUCCAGUGUGCGCUGCAGGGCCCAAAACAGAUGGGAGCCCGAGUUGCCCAGCUGCUCCCCGGUUUGUCAGCGGCCUCCAGAAAUCCUGCAUGGCCAGCACAGCCCCAGCGACAAGGACAGCUUUUCCCCUGGGCAGGAGGUGCUCUACAGCUGUGAGCCCGGCUACGACCUCAGAGGGGCCGCCUCUCUGCGCUGUACGCCCCAGGGAGACUGGAGCCCGGCCGCCCCCACAUGCGCAGUGAAAUCAUGUGCUGCCUUCCGGGACCGACUUCCUAAUGGCCGUGUGCUCUUUCCACUUAACUUGGAGCUUGGAGCAAAAGUGUCCUUCGUUUGUGAUGAGGGAUUCCAUCUACAAGGCAGCUCUGCCAGCCAUUGUGUCCUGGUUGGAAUGGAGAGCCUCUGGAAUAGCAGUGUCCCUGUGUGUGAACAAAUCUUAUGUCCAAAUCCUCCAGAUAUUCCUAACGGAAGACACACAGGAAAACCUCUGGAAAUCUUUGCUUUUGGAAAAGAAGUAACUUACACAUGUGAUCCCCAACCAGACAGAGGGAUGAACUUCAGUCUCAUUGGGGAGAGCACCAUCCGCUGCACCAGUGACAGUCGAGGGAACGGGAUCUGGAGCAGCCCUGCCCCUCGCUGUGGACAUCCAGGUUACUGUAAUGCUCCAGGUCAUUUUCAAUUUGCUGAGUUGAAAACCCAAACCAAUGAAUCUGCAUUUCCUAUUGGGACAUCUUUAAAGUAUGAAUGCCGCCCUGAGUACUACAGGAGGACAUUCUCUAUCCGGUGUCUAGCCAACUUGGAGUGGUCAGCUGCCCAGGAUGUCUGUAAACGUAAAGUAUGUAAAACUCCUGCAGAUCUUAUGCAUGGCAUGCUGCACAUAGACACAGACAUCAACCUUGGAUCCAGAAUUAAUUAUUCUUGUAAUGCAGGGUAUCAACUCAUUGGCCACUCAUCUGCCACAUGUAUCAUCUCAAACAAUACUGCCAUUUGGGAUACAGAGCCACCACUCUGUCAACGUAUUCAUUGUAAGCCACCACCAACCAUCGCCAACGGAUAUUUCAUUAGCAACAGCAAAGACUAUUUUCCAUACGGAAUAGUGGUGACCUACCACUGCGAUCCUGGAAAAAGAAGGGAAAAGUUUGAACUCGUGGGCGAGAAGUCAAUACAUUGUACCAGCAAAGAUCAAGUGGGCCUCUGGAGCGGCCCUGCCCCUCAGUGCAUCGUACCUAAUAAAUGCACGCCUCCACACGUUGAAAAUGGAAUAAGGGUGUCUGCGAACAGAAGCUUGUUCUUCUUAAAUGACAUCGUGAGCUUUAGGUGUCAGCCUGGCUUUGUCAUGAAAGGCCCCUCCAGUGUGCGCUGCCAGGCCCAAAACAGAUGGGAGCCCGAGUUGCCCAGCUGCUCCCCGGUUUGCCAGCGGCCUCCAGAAAUCCUGCAUGGCCAGCACAGCCCCAGCGACAAGGACAGCUUUCCCCCUGGGCAGGAGGUGCUCUACAGCUGUGAGCCCGGCUAUGACCUCCGAGGGGCCGCCUCUCUGCGCUGUACGCCCCAGGGAGACUGGAGCCCGGCCGCCCCCACAUGCACAGUGAAACCAUGUGCUGCCUUCCGGGACCCACUUCCUAAUGGCCGUGUGCUCUUUCCACUUAACUUCGAGCUUGGAGCAAAGGUGUCCUUCGUUUGUGAUGAGGGGUUUCAUUUACAGGGAAGUUCUUCUAGUCACUGUGUCAGGGUUGGAACGAAGAGCCUUUGGAAUAACAGUGCUCCUGUGUGUGAACAAAUCUUUUGUCCAGAUCCCCCUGCUAUCCUUAAUGGGAACCACAUAGGAACUUCUCUCAGAGACAUUCCCUAUGGAACAGAAAUAUCUUACACAUGUGACUCCCACCCAGACAGAGGGAUGACCUUCAGUCUCAUUGGGGAGAGCACCAUCCGCUGCACCAGUGACAGUCAAGGGAAUGGGAUCUGGAGCGGCCCUGCCCCUCGCUGUGAACUUUCUGUUCCUCUUGGUUACUGUCAAGCUCCAGAACCAUUUCUGUUUGCCAAGCCUACAACCAUAACUGAUGAGUCUGAGUUUCCAGUGGGGACAUCUUUGAGCUACAAAUGCUCCCCUGGGUAUUUUGAGAAUAUGUUCUCUAUCACCUGCUUAGAAAAUUUGGUUUGGUCAAAUGUGGAAGAUGUCUGUAGACGAAAAUCAUGUGGAUCUCCACCCAAACCUUCCAAUGGCAUGGUGCAAAUAAACACGGAUACUUACUUUGGAUCAACAGUUAAUUAUUCGUGUAAUGAAGGGUAUCGACUCAUUGGCUCCCCAUCUGCUGCUUGUAACCUCUCAGGCAAUAGUGUCACUUGGGAUAAGGAGGCACCUGUCUGUGAAAGGAUAUCUUGUGAGCCACCCCCAGCCAUAUUCAACGGAGACUUCUACAGCAGCAAUAGAAAUGUUUUCCAAUAUGCAACACUGGUAACUUACCGAUGUCACACUGGGCCGAAUGGAGAAAAGCUGUUUGACCUCAUGGGAGAACAAUUUCUAUAUUGUAUCAGCAAAGAUGGUCAACUUGGUGUUUGGAGCAGCCCUCCUCCUCGGUGUAUUUCUGCUAAUAAAUGCACAAUUCCAGAAGUUGAAAAUGGGAUUCGAGCAUCAGGAAAUAGGAGUUUAUUCUCUUUAAAUGACAUGGUGAGAUUCAGAUGUCAGCCUGGUUUUGUUAUGAAAGGGUCCAACACUGUGCAGUGCCAAGCCAACAAUACAUGGGUGCCUGAGCUGCCAAGCUGCUCCAGGGUUUGUCAGCGGCCUCCAGAAAUCCUGCAUGGCCAGCACAGCCCCAGCGACAAGGACAGCUUUUCCCCUGGGCAGGAGGUGCUCUACAGCUGUGAGCCCGGCUAUGACCUCCGAGGGGCCGCCUCUCUGCGCUGUACGCCCCAGGGAGACUGGAGCCCGGCCGCCCCCACAUGCGCAGUGAAAUCAUGUGCUGCCUUCCGGGACCCACUUCCUAAUGGCCGUGUGCUCUUUCCACUUAACUUUGAGCUUGGAGCACAAGUGUCCUUCGUUUGUGAUGAGGGGUUCCGAUUAAAAGGCAGCUCUGUUAGUCAUUGUGUCUUGGUCGGAAUGAAAAGCCGUUGGAGCCGCAGUGUCCCUGUGUGUGAACAAAUCUUUUGUACAAAUCCUCCAGCUAUCCUUAAUGGAAACCACACAGGAACUUCUCUGAGAAUCAUUCCCUAUGGAACAGAAAUAUCUUAUACAUGCGACUCCCACCCAAACAGAGGGAUGACCUUCAGUCUCAUUGGGGAGCGCACCAUCCGCUGCACAAGUGACAGUCAAGGGAACGGGCUCUGGAGCGGCCCUGCCCCUCGCUGUGAACUUUCUGGUCCUGCUGCAUGCCCACCUCCGCCCAAGGUGCACAAUGGGCGUCACACUGGAGGACAUGUAUCUCCAUAUCUUCCUGGGAUGAUCGUCAACUACACCUGUGACCCAGGCUACCUGUUGGUGGGAAAAGGCUUCAUUUUCUGUACACAUGAGGGAACCUGGAGCCAAGUCUACCAUUAUUGCAAAGAGGUAAAAUGCAGCCUCCCAAAGUUUACGAAUGGAAUCUGGAAGGAGUUGGACAUGAGGCAAGAAUUUCGAUUUGGAGAUACUGUAACCUUGGAGUGUAAAGAUGGAUAUACUCUGGAAGGCAGUCCCCGGAGCCAGUGCCAGGCAGAUAACACAUGGGACCCUCCUCUGGCCACAUGUACUAGUACAUCUGGCCGACGUAAUGCUCGCAUUAUUGGCAUAUCCUCCAGUGUGGUCAUCUUUAUUAUACCCAUCAUUGUUUCCUGUUGGAUGAUUCUCAAGCGCAAAAAACGCAGUAAUACAGAUGCAAAAUCUAAGGAAGUCAAUAUCCAUUUACAUCCCCAAGAAGACAGCUGUGAUCAUGCGCAAAGUCUGCAAACAAGUGAGGAACAUGACAGGUACCGAACACAAAUUGAAAUCAAAAUGCUUUCAACAACCCAAGUGGAUGUGGAGUUCUUGGGGUGCCCUGGGGGAAAGAAUUUUACUGAUGAGGUUGGAAUUCUGACCACUGGUGUGCUACAGGAGAAGGUUAAUCGUUUGUAG